Penicillium paradoxum is the source of this 1335-nucleotide messenger RNA. RefSeq lists its product as uncharacterized. The record is from RefSeq and is a predicted model, not a curated record. The transcript is spliced from 7 exons. Bases 1 to 1335 code for a protein of 444 amino acids. Lineage: Eukaryota; Fungi; Ascomycota; Eurotiomycetes; Eurotiales; Aspergillaceae. Gene Ontology annotation, cellular component: membrane. Gene Ontology annotation, molecular function: metal ion transmembrane transporter activity. Gene Ontology annotation, biological process: metal ion transport; transmembrane transport.
AUGGGCUCACCCACAUUCAGACCGGCCUUUCUUGAGCCCUCGCGUGCCGUUGACAUAUCGGUUUUUGAUAGUGAUGACAAUGGACAAGGCACACUUGUUGAGUCUAAUUUCGAAGAUAAUGAGAAGUUCACACAGCACAUACAAACCAGUCCAUGCCCGAAACUGCGGAUAGUAUCACUGUACUGCCAGACGUCAAUAAGACCACUCAAAAUUUCCAAAUGCGCAUUCGAAGCACUGACGAUCAAAUACAAUAUCGGUCCAGAAAUAUGGGAUUUGGCUUGCAAAUUCGGCGGCAAGCCUCUCAGCGCAAGUAUAGGCGAGGGAGGAAUAAUGGUGCAAACAGGUGAUAACGGUAUCAAAGACAUCAAUUACAAUAUCACUUUUCCGGUGGAAACUUCGACUGACUCCUGGACUAUGCGGCAAACUGGGGUUUUCCAUCGCCACAAUCCCAAGGAACAACAGAAUCUCUGGGUUUUCUUCCAUGUCGGAAAGGAGACACCAGCGGAGAACCACAUCAGGAACUAUGUCUUCCUGACUUCUCAACCAACUGUGCAAUCUACUUGGGCUGCGAUGCAUUCCGCCGCCCUCUUUAGUUACCUCCCAUCCUGGCGCUCCUAUAUACACUAUCUGGGGUCCAAAGUGGAGAAACUGGUGGAUCAUUCUUUGACCAUGAACAUGUCACAGACGGAAGAUUCGAGUUGGACGAGCGACAGAGACGGAAAGCUCAGAGAGCUUCACCAAUACAGCGAUAUUAUCUGUCCCAUUCAGUUCCGACUCAAAGUGGCCAUCAGUACUUUACAAAGGCUACCUUCGUUGAGCAAGACACUUGGUUCGACCUCAGAUAAGACUGAUCUCAAUCUUUCACAAUUCGUGAGAGAAGUGCAAUACCAUAAAACACGGGCCGAGGGCCUUAUCGCCGGAACUGAGGUUAUCUCGUACAAAGUCCAGGAAGUUCUGAGAAGAUUCCAAGUUUCUCUGAAUCUGCGUCUGAAUAGCAAGAUGGUUGAUGUCAACAAUCGCCUGCUUACCGUCAAUAACAAACUACUUCAACUAGGAAAUGAAAACUUCGAUGACAAUGCCACGGUGAAAGUAGUCACAUUGGUGACCUUGGUCUAUUUACCCGCGAGUCUUGUCUCGACGAUCCUUGGAAUGAACUUGUUCAAGUUUGACGACGGUACUACCGAUGAAUUCAUCGUCUCCAAGUAUUUUUGGGUCUUUAUCGUUGCCACAGUCCUCCUAACAGUUCUCACUCUUGGCCUCUGGUACGCAUGGAGCAAUAAAGAACGGCUUAGGAGGAAAACUUCGAAUAUCUUGGAUUCGAGUACCAAAGCUUGA